AUAGGUCUUUGAGACAAACGACGCCCAAAGCUGACGACGUGGCUGAAAAACGUCGCAUCACCGGUUUCCACCGGACCGGGGUGAUUCAAAUCAGAGAGCAGGCUGUUCUCUCAUUGCUAAUUCUGGACUUGUAGAAGUUCUAGCGGUCCUUCGCAACUCUUUGACCUCAUCACUGUGCAGUUAUGUCGGGAAAAGUCAAAGGCCGAAGUGCGGCUAACGCGGACUCCAUGGCUGGCUUAGUGUCCUGUGAUGAGCGCAUCUUGCGGGAUAUUCAUCAGCUGUACACGGAGGCGGACAGCGGGUUAAUUCCAGUGGCUGAAUCUGUUGGUGUGAAGCUCCUUCCACCCAGGAAAAAAAUCACGGUGAUGCUGAUGGGCAACCACUCAGCCGGGAAAAGCUCUUUCAUCAACUGGUAUGUAGAGGAGCACAUCCAGCGCACUGGGGUGGCUAUUGAGACGCAGGGCUUCAGCUUUGUUACAAGCGGUCGCAAAAGAGAGUCCCUCACGGGAAAUGCAACCCUCCAUCUAUAUCCACAUUUCAAGCCUCUGCAAGAGUUUAAAGGUGUUUCAGAGUACCUGAGCACGGAGAUCUGCACAUCUCGACAAAAGCGGUUCAGCCUGGUGACGUUUGUGGAUUCUCCAGGCUUGGUGGAUGGAGAUAUGAAAUAUCCCUUUGAUGUGGACGAGGUGAUCCUCUGGCUGGGGGAACUUUGUGACCUUAUCCUGGUUUUCUUUGACCCCAUGGGCCAGGCUCUGUGCAAGCGGACCCUCAACAUUGUGGAGUCCCUGAAUGAAAAACAUGGCGACCGGAUACACUUUUAUCUGAGCAAGGCGGAUGAAGCUGGUGGAGAGUCAGACAGACAGAGAGUAAUGAUGCAGAUUGUUCAGGAGCUCUGCAAAAGACCAGGACUCAACAAAUGUGGUUUCGACAUGCCCACCAUUUACAUUCCCAAUCCCAACAAGCCCAGUCGCUGUGUGAACCAGAUUGAGGAGGUCUGUCGUGCCGUCGAGAAAACCAUCAACCAGACGGUCCAGAACACCCUCAACUCCCUGGAGAAGGACUGUGAGCUCAUCAGCGAGGCCAUCACGAAUAAACUCAUCAAUGACAGGCAGAACAGUUUGCAGAACAGACGCGCCCGCUGCCAGAGCUGCUUCCUGUCCCUGCUGGGUUUCUGCAUCCCACUGGCUCUGCUGGCCUUACUGGCACUGGGGACGUUGUCCAAAGAGCUACUGGACAUGGCUCUGGGCCAACAGGGCAGAGAGGCUCUCUCACUGUAUCUGACACCAGUAGUGAAAAUAUUUGACUCCCUGUCUGGGGAACAGCGGCUUUAUUGCUGCGGUGGACUGGUCCUUCUCUCCUUCCUCCUGCUCAUCAUUGCUCGCUUUGCCUUCAGAACUCGGCCAACUCUGUCAGGCAAACAGAAACGGCAGCUUCAGGAGAAGCUCGAAUACAUUCAGGAGGUGGUUAAGACCAAAAAGAAAAACCUCUACGAGGAAUAUCUGCGCCAGAGUGUUAGUGAUCAUGACAUGGACGUGUAAAGGGGGGAAAAAAAAAAAGAAAAGUUCCUCGCAAUGACUUGGGACCAACUUGCCAAGAUUCCACACCAGCUCAAAUACGUGUCUUUCUUUUUAUUCCAAAUAUAUGUGGCAUUCAACAGAAAACCCCUCCAUGAUCUGGUGCUUUGACUUGGGUACAGCCUGUUACAUGAACUUGUACACUACUCUACCUGUACAUGACAUGAGCUUGUUACUGAUCUUCUUUCUUCUGAGCACUUCCUUUCUGAGUCCUGUGCCUCUGUCCCUUUCCAAGUAAUUCAGGUGUGAACCACUCUAUAACACAAAGAUGUUGAAGCUAUUUAUAGCAACAUGUAGCACUGAUUUGAGUGUCUUUGUAAACAUUUUCAACUUUGAUGGUGUUACCCAGAAUUUUAUACAAUAUUUUUUCAUCAAGAUGUCACAUAUUUGUAUUAUCCCUAAAGAUAUCUGUUUUUUUUAGUAAGUAGAAUAAUCAAUUAAAAAUUCUGCGGUUCUGAUAGUUUGCCAGCAGUCAUGAAAUUGCAUAGGAUUGCAUUUCAAUUUUUUCAUUUUCUCCCCACCUUGUCGUGAUUUAAGUAACUAAAUAAACGGUUCAAUCAA
This is a messenger RNA of Xiphophorus couchianus (Monterrey platyfish), 2135 nucleotides long. RefSeq lists its product as uncharacterized. The coding region runs from base 183 to 1538 and encodes 451 amino acids. The record is from RefSeq and is a predicted model, not a curated record. Gene Ontology annotation, molecular function: GTPase activity. Lineage: Eukaryota; Metazoa; Chordata; Actinopteri; Cyprinodontiformes; Poeciliidae. The transcript has 12 exons.